Molecule: messenger RNA, 3119 nt
Organism: Aedes aegypti (yellow fever mosquito)
Lineage: Eukaryota; Metazoa; Arthropoda; Insecta; Diptera; Culicidae
Gene: Vha16-1
Product: V-type proton ATPase 16 kDa proteolipid subunit
Exons: 3
Coding region: 268-741 (157 amino acids)
Biological process (GO): proton transmembrane transport
Cellular component (GO): proton-transporting V-type ATPase, V0 domain
Molecular function (GO): proton-transporting ATPase activity, rotational mechanism
Source: RefSeq, a predicted model, not a curated record
UGCAAAGUGUUCGUCGCGAGAUUAUUCAGCAACCAACAGCAGGCCAUAUUUGCUAGACUCUGCCAGCCAGUCCAGUCGGUAGUUCAUUCAGUUUUGUACAGUGAGUGUGUCGAGUAAGUCAUCUUUCUCCGAGACCUCUCGCUCUCCUUGGUGUAGCACCAGAGACCAGCAGCAAUCAUCCAUCAGAGAAGUCAGAAGUUCCAGCGGGACCGAACAGUGCACUCAUCUUAGCAAGCCAGGAAUCACCCAGCAACCAACCAAUCAAAGAUGGCCCUACCAGAGGAAAACCCCGUCUACGGACCCUUCUUCGGUGUCAUGGGAGCAGCUGCUGCUAUCAUUUUCAGCGCCCUCGGAGCCGCCUAUGGAACGGCGAAAUCCGGCACAGGUAUUGCCGCCAUGUCGGUGAUGAGACCUGAGCUGAUCAUGAAGUCCAUCAUUCCCGUUGUCAUGGCGGGUAUCAUUGCCAUCUACGGUCUGGUCGUUGCUGUCCUUAUCGCCGGUUCGCUGGAUACGCCAACGAAAUACUCGCUAUACAAGGGCUUCAUCCAUCUCGGUGCUGGUCUGGCUGUAGGAUUCUCCGGUCUGGCCGCCGGUUUCGCCAUCGGUAUCGUCGGUGAUGCCGGUGUCCGUGGUACUGCCCAGCAGCCAAGACUGUUCGUCGGUAUGAUUCUGAUCCUCAUUUUCGCUGAAGUCUUGGGUCUGUACGGUCUGAUCGUCGCCAUCUACCUGUACACGAAAUAAGCUGCUCCAGAGCGAAACGCCACGCACCCUAAAGAACGAACAACCAACAGAUGGUCCAUACGUUACGCCCGUUAUCAUCACCCAUCACACCAGACCUCCGUCGUAUCAUCUGUUAGUUAUCACCGCCACCCUCGUUCGUAAUUAUCAUCCAACAUCGUUUUACCAUCAGUCGAGGCACGAAGUACGAGAACAAAAUAGAAAGCUACUGCCACCGACAUCGGCAGAGACAACAUUUACCAGAAACGUCGAGAAGCGAACAAUCUUUUUUAAGACACAAAGAGAUGUAAGUUAAAGUCACUCAAAUAUUAUACGUUCUUAUCGUGUUGGAGAGAGUGGUAUCGACCAAGAUCGUCCACCAGAUGCCCCUAAGUUAAAACUUCCGGAACUAAAACAAAAGACUAUGUAAUUUAUGUAAAAUAUUGUAUUUAAUUGUUAAACUUAAUUUAUGUAAAUGUAAAUUUUGUCCCACAUAUGGAAAAUAUGGAGAAGAGCAAACAAGAUGUCAGCGAGUGCCGCUUAUGGGUUAUUCGGUUAGAUUAACUGUACAAAACAAGGCCGUAAAUCUAGAUAAUGUCAGAUGAGAUGCACCACUUCAUAAUUUAUUUUUCGCCCAUAUUGGACGACGAGGUGAGGCCGUACCGGCGUAUAAUGACUUUCAAAGUAACCCGUAAAGCAGGCACUGCGCUCCCUUAUUUCAAGUUGCAAACAUUCGGUUCAGGUUGUUCUACAUACAAUGAUAAUUAUGGUUUUUUGAUCCCACCACAAAAUGAGAUCUUUUCUGUGGCUUCACAACAUCCAAAUGGGUGUCUCCGCUCCCUGGCGCCAUCUGUUUGUCAGUUGGCAACAACUUGACUCCUAGAUGGCGUUGGGUGCGAGGACCUUGAGAGAAGAAACGGAAGAUAACAUUAUCUCUUGAAUAAAUUUCCCACAACAUCUUAAUUGAAACGCAAGUCACGAAAGGUUGAGUCUGUGAUAAAAGCUUCCAUCACUAACAAAAGAACAAAUGUCAUCUUGAUCACUAUAACAAAACAGCUAUUACAACGAAACGCAUCCCAUCAACUCAACCGAACACCACCCUCCACUAACAUCUGGGAGUGCGUUUCGUGUGCUCAAACUUGCUUAAGAAGAAACGUGUUUUUUGUUUUACGUACCGGAAUGUUUCUCCCGCGCGAUGCUUCGUAUUGUUGAGGCCGACCAAAUUAGGGCGAAGAAAAAAAAACGAUGAACUACAAAUACAACACCACCAGUAACAUUUCACUUUCGCGUUCGUUACAUAUAGUCGUUCAUAAUCAUUGGUAAGGCACAGAGAGUAUAUUAGAAAAGGAAAAUCCUACAAACAACCGAAACCUGUUCUAUAUUCUUAAUGUAAAUGUUCGUAAAUACUUUUUGUUUUCUUCGCGUAGGUUGAGAUAAGAAGAGGAAAAAGAAUACGCAAAACAUCCUGUAUAUUACAAAUUGUGAUGAUUUAUGAUUGUUUAUUAAGAACACUAAACUGACUAAGAGAGAAAAGACGUUGAAGACCAUCUCAUCAAGAUUUAGAGCAAAACCACCAAGGAACCCAAGUCCAACUGGCAAAUUGAAGUGAAAUGCUCUGCCAUCGGCCCUCCGCCAUCUACCGGCCGGUGGCAGCAAUCUCAAAAGACAAAAGACACACACACCGAUACAAAACGACACACACACAAACGCUGACAGUAGAUUUGAUGAACUCACCAUCUAACAUCUAUCAUCAAUCGCAGUCAAUCAAAAAACGGAAACCAAUGCUAGCAAACCUAGUUCCUUUCCCCCAAAUCCUGCGGAGGCGUAUGUCGUGCCUGGACGUGGUCCGAUACGUUUGGAUGCUGAAACGUGGAGGUCACGUGCCACGCUCGAUCCUCCGUUGGAAGGGAUGUCCUCGUCAAAGAAUUCCCACCCAUUUGGGACCGUCUGUAUAAAUUAACACCUUUUCUGCGUCCAGUGGGUGGAGGGUCCUUAAACGAGGCAGAACCAGUUUUCCACGAGCAUUGGCGACGUCACCCGCAAAUCUCUCAAGAGAAAAACCAAAUUAUUAUUGUUGGAGGGGGGAAACCACCUUUGAAGAACGUCAAAAACAUCUACCAAUCAACCAACCAACCCAACAUCCCAAAACUGAAACCGGAUAAGAUACAACAACUACUUAUUAAACGUUUGCCAACUACCAACAAGAUCUUGGAACGAAAUAAGCACCCCCUUGUUUUGUUGUGAGGAAGCUUUAAGAUCCUAUAAACAAAUACUUUAAAUAUUGAUAAGUUGAACAAAACAACAAAAAAUUACACACAAACCGAGAAAGAAAGAAAUCUACCGAAAUGACAUUUGAACAGAAACAUCUGAAGAGAAUUCAAUAAAUUUAACUGAAAAAAAAA